UGGUUCCGGGGCAGCCGCAGCAUGGAGCCGGCGGCGGAGGGCGAUGCUGAGAUGGUGGGGGGAACCGACCCGGAGCUGGCGGCCACCAUGGGCUUCUCCGGCUUCGGGAAGAAAGCCCGGACUUUCGAUCUGGAAGCCAUGUUUGAGCAAACGAGAAGAACUGCCGUGGAGAGGAGCAGGAAGGUCUUGGAGGCUCGUGCCAAAGAGAAGGAAGACCAGGCUGAAAAAGAGUUUAGAAGUCCAUACACUGAUUCAUCAGCUUCAGUAUCUAGUGCAACAGGAGCUGGGUCCACAUUAACCGAAAGAGGGACGGCCUGUAAUGAAAGCGAAGAUAGCUCAGAUGAAGGGUUAAUUGGGCCUUCCAUGCAAUCCCAGACUUCUCAAGGUCCAGCUGAGGAUCCUGAUGAUGAUGAUGAAGAUGAUGAUGAAUUCAUUGGGCCACCACUUCCGCCUGGGUUCAAGGAUAGUGAUGAUGAUACUGAUGAUGAUACGGAAGAGGAUGAUAAUAACCCUGUAAAGAAAAUUCCAGAUUCUCAUGAAAUUACACUCCAACAUGGGACAAAAACAGUUUCUGCUUUGGGGCUGGAUCCUUCUGGUGCCCGUUUGAUAACUGGUGGAUAUGACUAUGAUGUUAAAUUUUGGGAUUUUGCUGGAAUGGAUGCCUCUCUCCAAGCUUUUCGAUCGCUCCAGCCUUGUGAAUGUCACCAAAUCAAAUCUUUACAGUAUAGCAGCACGGGAGAUGUCAUUCUUGUUGUCUCUGGUAACUCUCAGGCAAAAGUUCUUGACAGAGAUGGAUUCCCAGUAAUGGAAUGCAUAAAAGGAGACCAAUACAUUGUGGAUAUGACAAACACAAAGGGUCAUACAGCAAUGCUCAAUUCAGGCUGCUGGCAUCCAAAAAUAAAAGAAGAAUUUUUGACGUGUUCUAAUGAUGGAACUGUGAGGACAUGGGAUGUUAACAAUGAAAAAAAGCACAAAAACGUAUUUAAACCACGAUCAGUUCAAGGUAAACGGGUGAUCCCUACAACUUGCACAUACAGCAGAGAUGGUAAACUUAUUGCAGCUGGCUGUCAAGAUGGCUCCAUCCAGAUCUGGGAUAGGAAUAUGAGUGUACACACAAAGUUCCACUGCAGGCAAGCCCAUGCUCCAGGCACUGACACUUCAUGCUUGACAUUUUCUUAUGAUGGUACUGUCCUUGCCAGCCGGGGAGGAGAUGAUACUUUGAAGAUAUGGGAUAUUAGACAAUUUAAAAAGCCUCUUAAUUCAGCAGAAAGACUGCCCAGCUUCUUUCCAAUGACAGAUUGUUGUUUCAGCCCAGAUGAUAAAAUACUCGUAACAGGCACUUCUGUUAAGAAAGGUGGUGGCAGUGGGAAGCUUUUUUUUUUUUAUCGGGAGACAUUCCAGAAGUUGUAUGAGAUAGAAGUUACAGAUGCGAGUGUUGUGCGUUGCCUUUGGCAUCCCAAGCUGAACCAGAUCAUGGUUGGUACAGGAAAUGGUUUGGCCAAAGUCUACUAUGAUCCUGUCAAAAGUCAGAGGGGAGCAAAAUUAUGCGUGGUCAAAACAAAACGAAAAGAGCGACAAGCAGAAACCCUUACACAGGAUUACAUUAUAACACCCCACGCACUGCCAAUGUUCCGUGAACCACGACAGCGCAGCACCAGGAAACAGCUGGAGAAGGACAGGCUGGACCCCAUGAAGUCUCACAAACCUGAACCUCCAGUAGCAGGGCCAGGUCGUGGUGGGCGUGUUGGAACUCAUGGAGGUACCUUGUCAUCAUAUAUAGUCAAGAAUAUUGCACUGGAUAAGACAGAUGAUAGCAACCCUCGAGAGGCUAUUUUACGUCACGCAAAGGAAGCGGAGGAGAAUCCAUACUGGGUUGCUCCAGCCUAUGCUAAAACGCAACCAAAAACAGUUUUCGCAGAAGUGGAACCGGAAGAUGAUGAAACAGACAAGCCAGAGUGGAAAAAACGUAAAAUUUGAAAAAAAUGGUUUUAAGAAAAAUUUUAGAGCAUUUGAAACAAAGUGCAGCAUUUAUUUCUUUAUUUUGGGUGGUGAAUCAAAUUUUGAAAGCAAAAAUUAUUUCAGUUCACAAAACUUGCUGCAGUGUGAAAAGAGAUUGUUGUAUUACACUGGAUCGUAAUCAGACAUCAGAAUUUUGUAGGAAGGAAUGACUUGGGCAAAGCACUCUAUGUCAGUAUUUAGCUUUGUGAUUUAAGUGAAAAAUAUCUCUUUAUAAAUAGAACUCUAGUGAAUUCAUUACAUUGCUUUAUGUUUUUUUAAUUACUGCCACUUUUUCAAAUGCUGUGUCAUUACAGUGUUCAAUGAUUUUAAGUAUACAAAUAAAAUAGUACAGUUUCUCAGA
Messenger RNA from Falco peregrinus (peregrine falcon), 2359 nucleotides. RefSeq names its product WD repeat domain 70 (gene WDR70). The record is from RefSeq and is a predicted model, not a curated record. The transcript is spliced from 18 exons. NCBI's taxonomy places the organism in Eukaryota, Metazoa, Chordata, Aves, Falconiformes, Falconidae. Gene Ontology annotation, cellular component: site of double-strand break; nucleus. Bases 22 to 1977 code for a protein of 651 amino acids. Gene Ontology annotation, molecular function: protein binding. Gene Ontology annotation, biological process: regulation of DNA double-strand break processing.